AUGAAGCUGCUGCUCACGUUUUCAGUCCUCCUCGCCUUGGCACUGUCAUCGACAGUGGCGAUCGCUGUGGAUCGGGUGGACGGUAUCAGAAACACCCUCGCUGCCCGUGGUAGUGAGUCACCAAAGAGGACCUCGUAUGCGGUCUUACAAGAAAGGACACGAGAGGAGCUGACCGUGCAAAGUCGCCUCGAACUUUCUGCAGUGAGCGCGACCGCCGACUGCGCUGGAUCGAGCGGCCCCAUCGAAUGUUCGGUGCCCAAGAACCUCACUCUGGACGGUGGGUGGACAUUCCAAUACGCUGCAAAGUUGUUUAUGGGAAGCAACGAUUGACUGACUACGGCGCGGAACAAAAUUAGAUACCUAUCGAAAGUUCGUGACGGCUCGCGAGCUGCAAGCACGCCUCCCUCGGAAGAGCGGCUUGUUCUCAAAAUCGCCGUUUGAAAGUUCGGCUGAGGAAAUGCUCGUGUUGUACGCGUUAAUCAAGCAAGGCGUGAUUGGGGACCUCAAUAUCGAGAAACCGGGAUACUUCGACUUGGCUGGCAAAGCCAAAUACACCGCAUGGAAGCGACUGGAAGGAAUGCCCUGCGACGAGGCGAGGAUACAGUAUGUUGCGCUUUUCUUGCGGAUUUUGAGGGAUUCCGAUGAAGAAUUGGGACGAGAAGACAUUGCGCUUAUUCUGGCGGCGUAA
This is a messenger RNA of Microbotryum saponariae, 688 nucleotides long. The record is from the annotation of a GenBank genome assembly. Lineage: Eukaryota; Fungi; Basidiomycota; Microbotryomycetes; Microbotryales; Microbotryaceae.